Molecule: messenger RNA, 1499 nt
Organism: Cucurbita pepo subsp. pepo (vegetable marrow)
Lineage: Eukaryota; Viridiplantae; Streptophyta; Magnoliopsida; Cucurbitales; Cucurbitaceae
Product: aluminum-activated malate transporter 12
Biological process (GO): malate transport
Source: RefSeq, a predicted model, not a curated record
UUCAAAGCUACAAUCAAACAAACUUAUAGAACAGAGAAAAGAACAGGGUUCUUGCAAAUGGGGUCGGCCGUAGUAGUCUCGAUUCCUGAAGAAAUUCAGGAUCAAAGAGUUACCGACGACGUUCCCGUUGAUCAGAACAAGAACAAGAACAAGACGGCAGCUAUAAACAAGUUCCGUAACUUGUUUGACUCGACUCGAGACAGAAUAAAGAAACAAGACAUGAAGAAAAUUUUCCAUAGCAUUAAGCUUGGGAUUGCUUUGGUUGUUGUUUCACUUCUUUAUCUCCUUAAUCCUCUUUAUAAACAAGUUGGAGAUAAUGCAAUGUGGGCUAUAAUGACUGUUAUUGUUGUCUUUGAGUUCUAUGCAGGAGCUACACUGAGCAAGGGGCUUAACCGAGGGCUAGGCACGAUAUUCGGUGGCGGGCUCGGAUGUUUCGCGGGUUCAUUCGCUCAAGAUGUCGGCGGGGACGCCUGUGCUUCCAUUAUUGGAGUUUCCGUCUUUAUUUUCGGUGGUAUCGCGACGUACUUGCGGUUGAUACCGAGUAUAAAGAAGAAAUACGACUACGGAGUGAUGAUAUCGAUAUUGACGUUUAAUUUGGUGGUGGUGUCUGGUAUGAGAGAAGAAAAGAUUAUGGCAAUAGCAAGAGAACGCUUGUCUACCAUUGGCAUGGGAUUUGCAGUAUGCAUUUUCAUAAACCUUCUCAUCUUCCCUGCUUGGGCUAGCGAUGAGCUGCAUCACUCCACCGUCCAAAGCUUCCAUAACUUAGCUAAUUCCAUUGAAGGGUGCAUGGAGGAUUAUUUCAGCUCAACUGAUGACAAGAAGAAGAACAAAUCUGAUGCAAGUUUCAGCUCUUGUAAAGCAAUUUUGAACACAAAAUCAAAAGAGGAAUCAUUGGCUAAUUUUGCUAAGUGGGAGCCAUGGCAUGGGAAGUUUGGGCUGAACUAUCCAUGGAAUAGAUAUCUACAAAUUGGGGAGGUUCUAAGAGAGCUAGCAGCUACUGUUCUUUCAAUCAAAGGCUGUCUUCAAUCACCAAGACAGCCCACAUCAGGGAUGAGAGAGGCGAUCAAGGAGGCAUGUGAGAUGGGUGGAUCGUCCAUUGCAUGGGCGCUGAAGGAGCUUGGAGAAGGUAUCAAGAACGUGAAAAGGUGUCAAAUUGAGGGUGUCAUAGUGCCUAAAUUGAAGCUGGUUAGGCAAGAAAUGAGUGGUUUAAUCACUCCAUCAAAGCUUGGAGUGAUUGAGAAUGGUGAUGGAUUGGCAAUGGCUAGCUUUGUGUUCUUAGUUAUGGAGAUUUUGGAGAAGGUAGAAGAACUUGCAAGAGAGGUUGAGGAACUUGAGGAGGCGGGUCGAUUCCGUACUACGUGAAUGUUCAUCGUUUAUUGUCUAUGUUUUUAUUAGUGUUAUGUAUAUAAUUAUUUCCAAUUUUUUUGGAGGUAGUUUAAUUAUACAUUUAUAGAAUUCUUGAAGUUUGAGCUUAGUAUCAUUUUGGUUCCUUUGUUAAU